Rasamsonia emersonii CBS 393.64 is the source of this 342-nucleotide messenger RNA. RefSeq names its product alkaline phytoceramidase. Gene Ontology annotation, biological process: ceramide biosynthetic process; ceramide catabolic process. The record is from RefSeq and is a predicted model, not a curated record. The transcript has 3 exons. Bases 1 to 342 code for a protein of 113 amino acids. Gene Ontology annotation, cellular component: endoplasmic reticulum membrane. NCBI's taxonomy places the organism in Eukaryota, Fungi, Ascomycota, Eurotiomycetes, Eurotiales, Trichocomaceae.
AUGUGGUUCAUGGUCGUCUACGGCCUGAGCAUGUUCCUCGGCGGCUUCUUCAUCUGGAGUCUGGACAAUAAGUACUGCACGAAUUUGCGACGCUGGCGGAGGAACAUCGGACUCCCGUGGGGUCUGUUCCUCGAGGGCCAUGGAUGGUGGCAUCUCAUGACUGGCAUUGGAGCUUAUCUAUAUAUCAUUUGGGGCAUCUGGCUCCGGCAUUGCCUGAACAAGCGUCAGGAUGAGUACCAGCUGGUAUGGCCUCAUUUCUGGCAUUUCCCCGAAAUGCAUGGGAAAGACAAAUUGAAAUCUGGGAGAGAACUUGUGGCCGGCAACACAAAAAUCCCCUGCUAA